GACGAUCAGCGAAGCCUUCCAGAUCCGAUUCCGUCGCGCACGCGCCAUGAGCCUGCUCGACCACCUCUGGGACGACACCGUCGCCGGACCGACGCCGGAGAGCGGCCUCGGGAAGCUCCGGAAGCACAGCUCCUUCAGCUCCCGAUCGAACUCCGGCAAGGAGUCGGCGGCUGCGACUGCGAGGUCCUACGGCGGCGGCGACGAGGCGCCCAGUGAAGCGACGAGGAAGGUGACGCGGAGCAUCACGAUAGCGAGGCCGCCCGGAUACCAGUCCGGCUCGCCGCCGGCUUCCCCGGCCGGAUCGGUCACUCCCGGAUCUCCCUUCUCAGGAAGCAGAGAGCCCUUUCGGUUCCGGAGAAGAUCUGCGCAGGACGCGUAUGAGAAGACAGGCGAAGCUGGACCAAAAGGCUCCCCUCCUGUUUAAGUCCAGCGACAUAUGAGGAUCUUUGUCCUCGGGGCGACACGACCGAGAUCCUAACUUUGCCGAGCUCCUGUAAUGUGUUAGGAGGACGUCCCUUUUAAGGCGCGGAAGCUUUGGGAUCGCGCGUCGACUAUAGAACUAGCCUAGGUCGCGAGUGCCGGUACUAGACUUAGAACGUUGGCUGUUGUAAGCCAUAGUCAAAGAGUGUGGUUUGUGCUUUGUGCUUUGUGAAUGUAGUCUCCAGUCUUGGUUGCUCCUUGUAAUCUCUAUCACCUUUAAUAAGAGCUUCUAUAUUUCCCUUUU
Syzygium oleosum is the source of this 724-nucleotide messenger RNA. Its product is annotated as dormancy-associated protein homolog 3-like. Bases 47 to 424 code for a protein of 125 amino acids. Lineage: Eukaryota; Viridiplantae; Streptophyta; Magnoliopsida; Myrtales; Myrtaceae. The record is from RefSeq and is a predicted model, not a curated record. The transcript has 3 exons.